AUGGGCCUCAUCGGUGAAGCCAUAGCACGUGUGUGCUUUAUUGCUUUGGGUUUUGUUCGCUUGCAUGAGCCCUUGUUGACCGUGGCAGCAUUCCGGGACCGCAUACGGGGUGUUGAUGAGAGUCCGUUGCAGACGAAGCAGCCGUCUGGGGACGGAAUGGCCGGAACCGCUGUGCUCAACUUCAACCACUUCAUGAAGCUGGAAGGCCGACCCACUCCCGAAAUGUUGUGCGCGGCUUUCACACGUCGGGCCGCCCUCUACCCGGCGCUGCUCAAUCAAGAAGCGUACGACAUCGUUAUUCCAGCUUGUGAGAAGCCCGCUGGCGACUUGUGUGGUACGGUUCAGCCGGACAAGAUGGUCGCCAUUUUCGUGCAGGUCAAGAACCAGAGACGCCCCCUUCCAGAGGACGUAUUGAUCAGUCGCAUGGUUCACGAGGCAGGCGCGGCACACUUGAGGGCACGUGACUGCCAUUACUGGGUUCUGCAACGUGAAAGACGGGUCAGACCGAGCAAGACUCCGCGCCGCGAAGUCGAGUGCGCGUCUUUCAUCUUUGACGAGUUGUUCAGCUUCUUCCCCAAUGGAUGCCGCGACACUCUGAACGCCCUUCUUCAAGGCCACCACAAGCUAUUGGAUUGCGUGCCGCACGGAACAAAGCCUGCUUCGCAAUUGCGUUCAGAGCAGUUCUUUUACGCACACAUAAGCGCCUUGCCGAAAUAUGCCGCCGCCUCCCACACUCCCCCACGCAGCGACAACUCACACGACAUCUCCCACCCCGCCGACUGA
This is a messenger RNA of Gregarina niphandrodes, 783 nucleotides long. RefSeq lists its product as hypothetical. The coding region runs from base 1 to 783 and encodes 260 amino acids. The record is from RefSeq and is a predicted model, not a curated record. The transcript has a single exon. NCBI's taxonomy places the organism in Eukaryota, Apicomplexa, Conoidasida, Eugregarinorida, Gregarinidae.